Molecule: messenger RNA, 929 nt
Organism: Mauremys mutica (yellowpond turtle)
Lineage: Eukaryota; Metazoa; Chordata; Testudines; Geoemydidae
Gene: MUSTN1
Product: musculoskeletal, embryonic nuclear protein 1
Exons: 3
Coding region: 210-461 (83 amino acids)
Biological process (GO): tissue regeneration; chondrocyte differentiation; chondrocyte proliferation
Cellular component (GO): nucleus
Source: RefSeq, a predicted model, not a curated record
UUCUACAAACCCCAGUCAUCUCUAAGAAUAAACUUUUCAAAACAGCAGCCUGUGUCAACCUGAAUCAUUCUGGGAUCUGGUUUGGGAAAAUGACCCAGCUAAUGACUUCAUGUUAAUGGUCUAUAUAAGUCGAGAGAAAACCAGGCUGCUGCAGAGUGCACUCGGAGCUGAUCCAAGGGAAAAACUGCCUCUAAGAGCACUAAUAUUGGAUGAGCACCCCAGCUAUGUCACAGGCAGCCCCCGUGAAAAAGAAGCGUCCUCCAGUGAAGGAAGAAGAUCUCAAAGGGGCUAGAGGAAAGCUCUCCACCAACCAGCAAAUUAAAUCCAAAACCUACCAAGUCAUGAAGCAAUGCGAACAAGAGGGCUCUGCGGCACCUUCCAUAUUCAGUCAAGAUCGGACAGGAGGUGAAACAGCCUUUGAGAAGCCUAAAGAAGAGCCACCAAAGAGCAUCUUUGGCUGAUAACCAAGUUUAACCUGUGUGACAAAGAUCCCUAAUGUAACACUUAAUCCCAAAUUGCUGUCGCUUAUACUAAACUUAUUGCUGCACUAGUAAAUCAACUUAAUUCUUUCAAAUUAGUCAUUAAUUAGGAGGACUACAACUUCCUUUUAUAAGUUUAAGUAUUUUCUUUCUUUAUUGUACAUGCUGUAAUGGUUUCAAUAAGAACCUAGUCACUGGACACAGGCCGGCAUAGUAAUGACCAAUUUCUACUUAAAUGACGUAUGUGGUUUUUUUAAGACUUAUGUUCCAGAGCUGUGAUCUAGUUAAAUUUUCGAUAUAAUCUUAAGUGCAAAACUAGUAAAAUAAAUGAAUGAUAUGGAUUUGAUUUCAGUACAAUUCCUUCUAACUGUAAAUGUUUUUAUACUAUUGCUAUUUUCACAGUUGACCACAUAAUUUUGCAAAAACAUGAUAAAAGACUUUUUAUCUGUA